AUUUCGCUUUUAAUAAACCAACACUUUUUGGAACUAUACUUUAAUUCAUAUAUACAUAUAUAUAUAGCAUAUAUUUAGCACUAUUUUCCUAAUAUAUUACCAAGCGAUCAUACAUUGACAGCAAUGUUUUGCCUUUCUGACAAAUGGCGGCCACUCGACCUUGAAGCUUCACUUCUCUCUGCAGCGCAGGGUUAGGUAGUCGGGUAUCUAGGUAACUUAAUUUAACAUCUAUGGUCAAAUCUGAGGUCCUAGAUUUCGAGAAACUUAUUCCAUGGUCCCUUGGUUAUAAAAUCGGUUCUCCUGAAUCUAAAGCCGUUGCUGCAAAAUUGAAGAAAUUUUACUUUGGUGACGAAGAAUACUCCCGGAAUUUUUUAAAACAAAAAUACGACGCUUUGUCUGAUAUUUACUUCCUUUAUGGUAUUUAUGAUACAAUAAUGACUCAAUCCGCUGUUUCCAAAGCUCCCAUUUAUCUGUACUGGAUGACUCUCGAAACCAAGCUGAACUUGUUUAAAAUGCUUCUAGGCGUUAGGAUACCAGGUGUUUGUCAUUGUGAUGAUGUUUUUUACCUUUUCAAGAAUUUUGCCACUCCGAAAAUAGUACCUGGUAGUGUUGAAGACAUCGGUGUUACUAGGUUUGUCAGGUUGUGGACCAAUUUUGCCAAAUUUGGAAAUCCGACUCCUGAUAAGAAUGACGAUUUGCUGAAAGUGGUGUGGAAACCCAUCACGGGUCGUAAUAUGGAUUGUCUUGAAAUUGGGAAAGAAUUACAAGCCAGGUCAAAACCGGUGACUGAAAGUCUACUGCUCUGGAAACAAGUGUUUGCUGAAAGUCCAGCUGGAAGGAAACAGAAUGAUGCUGUUUGAAGGGAUCCAAAUAAAUGUCUUUACAAUACAUAC
Zophobas morio is the source of this 893-nucleotide messenger RNA. Its product is annotated as juvenile hormone esterase-like. Lineage: Eukaryota; Metazoa; Arthropoda; Insecta; Coleoptera; Tenebrionidae. The transcript is spliced from 3 exons. Gene Ontology annotation, molecular function: serine hydrolase activity. Bases 231 to 860 code for a protein of 209 amino acids. The record is from RefSeq and is a predicted model, not a curated record.